CAGCAUGUUGAAGAAGUUACCGAAGUGUUCAAAGGGGAGGAGGAAGACCCCUUGCCUUUUGCGCAGCAGAUUGCACUCGCAGAGCACGUCUUCAAAAAAGAACACGCGGCUUACGAAGCGGCGCAGGCUAGAAAGGCAGAGAAGCACGCAAGAAGGGGAAGGCGGCCGCACUAGCCGCAUUCCAGGCAGCGAGCAAAGCUGCUCCCCCUCAAAUGAAAAAGGGCUCUAACAGAAAGUCCAUUGCCAAGCUCGGGCCAACGGGAAGGCCGAGGCCUGGUGCUGGGGUGCUCCGCGGACUCCCGGCAGUGCCACCAGGGCGGAGCAGCAAGGGGAAGGGCAGCGCUCCAGAGCGAAGCGGCAUCAAGAAGGCAUCUGCACGGGAGACACCCACCAAGAAGACAUCAGCAGGGUGCAGAAGCAGUUUCUGGUAUAUGGGUUGUAAAGAUUGAGCUCCAUUUGAUCACUUCAUGAGCGUCCUGGGCCUAUUUUGCAAGCGGAGGGUCCCUAAAACACGGUGCUUGCGGCGUUUUUGGUAGACCAACUGCCAACUGGUGGUCAAGGCAAUGGUUUCAUAGCUGCUCAUGUUACCUCAAAAACUU
Molecule: messenger RNA, 599 nt
Organism: Klebsormidium nitens
Lineage: Eukaryota; Viridiplantae; Streptophyta; Klebsormidiophyceae; Klebsormidiales; Klebsormidiaceae
Source: the annotation of a GenBank genome assembly